CGGGCCCGCCGCUCCGGCCCCAGCGCGAUGUGGCCGCGCCUGGCCUUUUGUUGCUGGGGUCUGGCGCUCGUUUCGGGCUGGGCCACCUUUCAGCAGCUGUCCCCGUCGCGCAACUUCAGCUUCCGCCUGUUCCCCGAGGCCGCGCCCGGGGCGCCGGGGCGCCUGUCGGUGCAGCCCGCGCCGGCCGAGGACGCGGCGGGCCGCCGAGUGGAGCGGCUGGGCCAGGCGUUCCGGCGGCGCGUGCGGCGGCUGCGGGAGCUCAGCGGGCGCCUGGAGCUCGUCUUCCUGGUGGACGAGUCGUCCAGCGUGGGCCCGGCCAACUUCCUCAGCGAGCUCCGCUUCGUCCGCAAGCUGCUGUCCGACUUCCCCGUGGUGCCCACGGCCACGCGCGUGGCCAUCGUGACCUUCUCGUCCAAGAACAACGUGGUGCCGCGCGUCGACUACAUCUCCCACCGCCGCGCGCACCAGCACAAGUGCGCGCUGCUCCGCCGCGAGAUCCCGGCCAUCGCCUACCGCGGCGGCGGCACCUACACCAAGGGCGCCUUCCAGCAAGCGGCGCAAAUUCUUCGUCACUCUAGAGAAAACUCAACAAAAGUUAUAUUCCUCAUUACUGAUGGAUAUUCCAAUGGGGGAGACCCCAGGCCAGUCGCAGCAUCCCUGCGAGACUUUGGAGUAGAGAUCUUCACGUUUGGCAUAUGGCAAGGGAACAUUCGAGAACUAAAUGACAUGGCUUCCACCCCAAAGGAAGAGCACUGCUACCUUCUCCACAGUUUUGAAGAAUUUGAGGCUUUAGCUCGCCGUGCAUUGCAUGAAGAUCUGCCCUCUGGGAGUUUUAUUCAAGAGGAUAUGUCCCAUUGCUCCUAUCUGUGUGAAGCUGGCAAGGAGUGCUGUGACCGCAUGGCAAGCUGCAAAUGUGGGACACACACGGGUCAGUUUGAGUGUGUCUGUGAGAAGGGCUAUUAUGGGAAAGGUCUGCAGUACGAAUGCACAGCUUGCCCGUCUGGGACGUACAAACCAGAAGGUUCUCCAGGAGGACUCAGCACUUGCCUUCCAUGUCCUGAUGAAAAUCACACCUCUCCACCUGGAAGUACAUCCCCGGAAGACUGUGUCUGCAAGGAGGGAUAUCGGGCAUCCGGCCAGACCUGUGAAGUGGUCCACUGCCCUACCCUGAGGCCUCCUGAAAACGGUUACUUUAUCCAGAACACUUGUAACAACCACUUCAAUGCAGCCUGUGGGGUCCGAUGUCACCCUGGAUUUGACCUCGUGGGAAGCAGCAUCCUCUUGUGUCUACCCAAUGGUUUGUGGUCCGGUUCAGAGAGCUCCUGCAGAGUAAGAACAUGCCCUCAUCUCCGCCAGCCCAAACAUGGCCGCAUCAGCUGUUCUACAGGAGAAAUGUCCUAUAGGACGAUGUGUUUGGUUACCUGUGAUGAUGGGUACAGACUAGAAGGAAGUGCUAAGCUUACUUGUCAAGCAAAUGCCCAGUGGGAUGGUCUAGAACCCCGGUGUGUGGAGCGCUACUGCUCCACCUUCCAGAAGCCCAGAGGUGUCAUCAUCUCCCCGCCCAGCUGUGGCAAGCAGCCCUCCAGACCUGGGACGAUUUGUCAACUAAGUUGCCGCCAAGGAUUCAUCUUAUCGGGCGUCAGAGAAGAAGUGAGAUGUACCACCUCUGGAAAGUGGAGUGCCAAAGUUCAGACGGCUGUUUGUAAAGAUGUGGAGGCUCCUCAAAUCAGCUGUCCUAAGGACAUAGAGGCUAAGACUCAGGAACAGCAAGAUUCUGCUAAUAUCACCUGGCAAAUCCCAACAGCUAAAGACAACUCUGGGGAAAAGGUAUCAAUCCAUGUUCAUCCAGCUUUCACCCCACCUUACCUUUUCCCGAUUGGAGAUGUUGCUAUCACAUAUACAGCCAUUGACCUAUCCAACAACCAAGCCAGCUGCACUUUCCAUGUCAAGGUUAUUGAUGUAGAACCACCUAGCAUAGACUGGUGCAGAUCCCCACCUCCAAUGCAGGUCUCAGAGAAGGAGCAUUCUGCAACGUGGGAUGAGCCUCAGUUCUCAGACAACUCAGGGACUGUGUUACUCAUCACCAAGAGCCACUCACCAGGAGAACUUUUCCCUCAUGGAGAGACUAUAGUGCGAUAUACAGCCACUGACCCCUCGGGCAAUAACAGGAGCUGUGACAUCCACAUUGUCAUAAAAGGUUCUCCCUGUGAAGUUCCAUUUACACCUGUAAAUGGGGAUUUUAUAUGUACUCAAGAUAGCGCCGGAGUUAACUGCACGUUAAGUUGCCUGGAGGGUUACGAUUUCACAGAAGGGUCUACUGAGAAGUAUUACUGUGCUUAUGAAGAUGGUAUCUGGAACCCACCAUAUUCCACUGAAUGGCCAGACUGUGCUAUUAAACGUUUUGCAAACCAUGGGUUCAAAUCCUUUGAGAUGCUGUACAAAGCAACUCGUUGUGAUGAUACAGAUCUGUUGAAGAAGUUUUCCGAAGCAUUUGAGACUACCCUGGGGAAAAUGGUCCCAUCAUUUUGUAGUGAUGCUGAUGACAUUGACUGCAGAUUGGAGGACCUGACCAAAAAAUAUUGCCUCGAAUACAAUUAUGACUAUGAAAACGGCUUUGCAAUUGGACCUGGUGGUUGGGGCGCAGCUAAUAGGCUGGAUUACUCUUAUGAUGAUUUCUUGGACUCCGUGCAAGAAACACCCACAGGUGCCGGCAAAGCCAGAUCUUCACGAAUUAAAAGAAAUGCCCCAUUAUCUGACCACAAAAUUAAGUUAAUUUUUAACAUCACAGCUAGUGUGCCAUUACCCGAUGAAAGGAAUGAUACCCUUGAGCUGGAAAAUCAACAGCGACUCAUUAAGACUUUGGAAACCAUUACAAAUCAACUGAAAAGGACCCUCAGUCAGGAGCCCAUGUAUUCCUUUCAGCUUGCAUCUGAGAUGCUUGUAGCCGACAGCAAUUCGUUAGAGACAGAAAAGGCUUUCCUUUUCUGCAGACCAGGCUCGGUGCUGAGAGGGCGUAUGUGUGUCAAUUGCCCUUUGGGAACCUAUUAUUCUCUGGAGCAUUCUGCCUGUGAAAGCUGCUUGAUCGGAUACUAUCAAGAUGAAGAAGGACAACUCGAGUGCAAACUCUGUCCAGCUGGGACUUACACCGAGUAUCUUCAUUCAAGAAGCAGCUCAGAAUGCAAAGGUCACAAUAAGAUGCACCUGAGGGGUGCCUGGCUGGCUCAGUCAGUAGAGCAUGUGACUCUUCAUCUCGGCGUCAUGAGUUCAAACCCCAAAAAGGGUGUAGAGAUGACUUUAAUAAACAAACAAAAAACAAACAAACUUAAAAAAAAAAAGAGAGAUGCACCUAAAAGAAGGAAUUUCAGAACUGUGCCCCUUGCUGUUGUUACAAAUGCAGCUAAGUGCAAACCAGGCACCUACUCAUCAAAUGGGCUUGAAACGUGUGAAUCGUGUCCUCUGGGCAGUUAUCAGCCAGCAUUUGGUUCCCAGAGCUGCCUCUCGUGUCCAGAAAACACUUCAUCUGUGAAAAGAGGAGCUGUGAACAUUUCUGCUUGUGGAGUACCUUGUCCAGUAGGAGAAUUCUCUCGUUCUGGAUUGAUGCCUUGUCAUCCAUGUCCUAAAGACUACUACCAACCCGAUCCAGGGAAGUCCUUCUGCUUAUCUUGUCCCUUUUAUGGAACUACAGCCACCAGUGGUACAAGAUCUAUCACAGAUUGCUCCAGUUUCAGUUCAACAUUCUCAGCAGCAGAGGAAAGUGUAGUGCCCCGUGCUUCUCCGGGACAUAUCAAAAAGAAGUAUGAAACCAGCAGUCAGGUUUUCCAUGAAUGUUUCUUAAAUCCCUGCCACAAUAGUGGAACCUGCCAACAGCUUGGGCGUGGUUAUGUUUGUCUCUGUCCAUCUGGAUAUACAGGCUUAAAGUGUGAAAUAGACAUUGAUGAAUGCAGCUCACUGCCAUGCUUCAACAAUGGAAUUUGUAAAGACCUAGUUGGGGAAUUCAUUUGUGAAUGCCCAUCUGGUUACACAGGCCAACUAUGUGAAGAAAAUAUAAAUGAGUGUAACUCUAGUCCUUGUUUAAAUAAGGGAACCUGCACUGAUGGCUUGGCUGGCUAUCACUGCACCUGUGUGAAAGGAUACACGGGCCUGCACUGUGAAACAGAAGUCAAUGAAUGCCAGUCAAGCCCAUGCUUAAAUAAUGCAGUCUGUGAAGAUCAGGUUGGAGGAUUCUUGUGCAAAUGCCCUACUGGAUUUUUGGGUACCCGGUGUGAAAAAAACCUGGAUGAGUGUCUCAGUCAACCAUGCAAAAAUGGAGCUACCUGUAAAGAUGGUGCCAAUAGCUUCAGGUGCCAAUGUGCAGCAGGCUUCACAGGGCCACAUUGUGAAGUAAACAUCAAUGAAUGUCAGUCUAACCCAUGUAGAAAUCAGGCCACCUGUGUGGAUGAAUUAAACUCAUACAGUUGUAAAUGCCAGCCAGGAUUUUCAGGCAGCAGGUGUGAAACAGACCAGUCUUCAGAUUUUAACCUGGAUUUUGAAGUUUCGGGUACCUAUGGUUAUGUCAUGCUAGACGGUGUGCUUCCAUCUCUCUGGGCUAUAACUUGCACAUUCUGGAUGAAAUCCUCUGACAUCAAUAAUUAUGGAACACCAAUCUCCUAUGCACUUGAGAAUGGCAGUGAUAAUACCUUCCUCCUGACUGAUUACAAUGGCUGGGUUCUUUAUGUGAAUGGCAAGGAAAAGAUAACAGAUUGUCCCUCCGUGAAUGAUGGCCAUUGGCAUCACAUUGCAAUCACUUGGACAAGUACUGAUGGAGCCUGGAAAGUCUAUAUCGAUGGGAAAUUAUCUGAUGGUGGCCUGGGCCUCUCCAUUGGUUCAGCCAUACCUGGUGGUGGUGCAUUAGUUCUUGGGCAAGAGCAAGACCAGAAAGGAGAAGGAUUCAACCCAGCUGAGUCUUUUGUGGGCUCCAUAAGCCAGCUGAACCUCUGGGACUAUGUCCUGUCUCCACAGCAGGUGAAAUCACUGGCUACCUCAUGCCCAGAGGAACUCAAAAAAGGAAAUGUGUUAGCCUGGCCUGAUUUCCUGUCUGGAAUUAUGGGAAAAGUGAAGAUAAAUUACAAGAGCAUAUUCUGUUCUGAUUGCCCACCCUUAGAAGGAUUGAUACCUCACCUGCGAACCACGUCAGUAGACUCAAAGCCAGGCUCCAAAAUCAGUCUGUUCUGUGACCCAGGCUUCCAGAUGGUUGGGAACCCUGUGCAGUACUGUCUGAAUCAAGGACAGUGGACACAACCACUCCCCCACUGCGAACGCAUUAGCUGCGGGGUGCCACCCCCUUUGGAGAAUGGCUUUUACUCCGCUGAGGACUUCCAUGCUGGCAGCACAGUGACCUACCAGUGCAACAAUGGCUACUACUUGUUGGGUGACUCAAGGAUGUUCUGUACAGACAACGGGAGCUGGAAUGGCAUUUCACCAUCAUGCCUUGACGUUGAUGAAUGCGCAGUUGGGUCAGAUUGUAGUGAGUAUGCUUCCUGCCUGAACACAAAUGGAUCCUACAUUUGCUCAUGUAUCCCACCCUACACAGGAGAUGGUAAAAACUGUGCAGAACCUAUAAAAUGUAAGGCUCCAGGAAAUCUAGAAAAUGGCUACUCUUCUGGUGAGAUUAAUACACUGGGCGCCAGAGUCACAUUCUCAUGCAAGGAAGGAUACCAGCUGGUGGGAGCCACCAAAAUCACAUGUUUAGAGUCUGGAGAAUGGAGUGAUCUGUUACCAUAUUGUGAAGCUGUUUUCUGUGGUGUCCCAGAUAUUCCAGAAAAUGGUGACAUUGAUGUAUCAGAAUUUACCUAUGGCAGUAAAGUAACAUAUAGGUGUAAUAAAGGAUAUACUCUGAAUGGUGCUAAAGAAUCUUCCUGUCUUGCUAGUGGUUCUUGGAGUCAUUCUCUUCCUGUAUGUGAACUGGUCAAGUGUUCUAGCCCUGAAAGCAUAAAUAAUGGGAAAUAUAUUUUGAGUGGGCUUACCUACCUUUCUACUGCAUCAUAUUCAUGUGAGAGUGGAUACAGCUUACAGGGCCCUUCUGUCAUUGAAUGCUCGGCCUCAGGCAGCUGGGACAGAGCGCCACCUACCUGCCAUCUUGUUGUCUGUGGAGAGCCGCCGGCCAUCAAAGACGCUGUCAUCACCGGAAGGAACUUCACUUUUGGGAACACUGUCACUUACACCUGCAAAGAAGGCUACACCCUUGCUGGUCCCGACACCAUUGAAUGCCUGGCCAAUGGCAAGUGGAAUGGAAGUAACCAGCAGUGUCUGGCUGUCUCCUGCGAUGAGCCCCCCAACGUGGAACAUGCCUCUCCAGAGACUGCCCAUCGGUUAUUUGGAGACAUUGCAUUCUACUAUUGUUCAGAUGGUUACAGCUUGGCAGACAAUUCCCAGCUCCUUUGCAAUGCCCAGGGCAAGUGGGUUCCCCCAGAAGGUCAGGCCAUGCCCCAUUGUAUAGCUCAUUUCUGUGAAAAACCUCCAUCUGUUUCCUAUAGCAUCUUGGAAUCUGUGAGCAAAGCAAAAUUUGCAGCAGGGUCAGUUGUAAGCUUUAAAUGCACAGAAGGUUUUGUACUGAAUACCUCGGCAAAGAUUGAGUGUUUGAAAGGUGGGCAGUGGAACCCUUCCCCGAUGUCCAUCCAGUGCAUCCCCGUGCGGUGUGGAGAGCCACCAAGCAUCAUGAAUGGCUAUGCGAGUGGAUCAAACUACAGUUUUGGGGCCAUGGUGGCUUAUAGCUGCAACAAGGGGUUCUACAUCAAAGGGGAGAAGAAGAGCACCUGCGAAGCUACAGGACAGUGGAGUAGCCCCACACCUACAUGCCACCCUGUGUCUUGCAAUGAACCGCCUAAGGUUGAGAAUGGCUUUCUGGAGCAUACAACUGGCAGGAUCUUUGAGAGUGAAGUGAGAUAUCAAUGUAAUCCAGGCUACAAAUCUGUUGGAAGUCCUGUAUUUGUCUGCCAAGCCAAUCGCCACUGGCACAGUGAAUCCCCACUGUCAUGCGUCCCUCUUAACUGUGGAAAACCUCCCCCAAUCCAGAAUGGCUACAUGAAAGGAGAAAAUUUUGAAGUAGGAUCCAAGGUUCAGUUUUUCUGUAAUGAGGGUUUUGAGCUCAUUGGUGAUAAUUCUUGGACAUGCCAGAAAUCUGGCAAAUGGAAUAAGAAACUAAACCAGAAGUGUGUGCCUGCCAAGUGCCCAGAGCCACCUCUCUUGGAAAACCAGCUUGUCCUAAAGGAGUUAGCUACUGAAGUAGGAGUGGUGACAUUGUCUUGUAAAGAGGGACAUGUCCUUCAGGGGCCCUCUGUCCUGAAAUGCUUGCCAUCACAGCAAUGGAAUGAUUCUUUUCCUGUUUGUAAGAUGGUUCUUUGUCUCCCACCUCCCCUCAUUUCCUUUGGUGUCCCUGCUCCUUCUUCUGCACUUCAUUUUGGAAGUACUGUCAAGUAUUCUUGCGUGGAUGGAUUUUUCCUAAGAGGGGAUCCCACCACUUCCUGUCAAGCUGAUGGUACCUGGAGUUCUCCAUUGCCAGAAUGUGUCCCAGUGGAAUGUCCCCACCCUGAGGAAAUUCUCAAUGGUAUCAUCGAUGUACAAGGUCUUGCCUAUCUCAGCACAGCUCUCUAUACCUGCAAGCCAGGCUUUGAGUUGGUCGGAAAUACUACCAUCCUUUGUGGAGAAAAUGGUCAAUGGCUUGGAGGAAAACCCACCUGUAAACCCGUUGAGUGCCCAAAGCCCAGGGAGAUUUCAAAUGGCAAAUUCUCUUACACACACCUGCACUAUGGGCAAACCAUUACAUACUCCUGUCGCCGAGGCUUCAGGCUUGAGGGUCCCAAAGCCUUGACUUGUUUGGAGACAGGUGACUGGGAUAUGGAUGUCCCAUCAUGCAGUGCCAUCUACUGUAAUCCCCCACAACCCAUUGAAAAUGGUUUUGUAGAAGGUGCAGAUUAUGGCUAUGGGGCCAUGAUCAUCUACAGCUGCUUUCCUGGGUGGCAGGUAGCUGGUCAUGCCAUGCAGACCUGUGGAGAGUCGGGAUGGUCAAGUCCCAUACCAAAAUGUGUACCUGUAGACUGUGGUCUUCCUCCUCAUAUUGAUUUUGGAGAAUGUACUAAGGUCAAAGAUGGUCAGGGACAUGUUGACCAAGAAGAAGAUAUGAUGGAGAUUCCAUAUCUGACUCCUCGCCCUCCUCAUCAUAUGGCGGCAGUGGCAACCUGGGAAAACACAAAAGGAUCUCCUGCUACACAUUCAGCAAACUUUCCAUAUGGCACCAUAGUUUCAUACACCUGUAAUCCAGGAUAUGAAAUUUUAGGGAGCCCUAUGCUGAUCUGCCAGGAAGAUGGAACUUGGAAUGGCAGUGCACCAUCCUGCAUUUCAAUUGAAUGUGACUUACCAGUUGCUCCUGAAAAUGGCUUUUUGCAUUUUACAGAGACUACUAUGGGCAAUGCUGUACAGUAUAUUUGCAAACCUGGACACAUUCUACUGGGCUCGGACAUGAGAUUUUGUCUACAGAAUAGAGAAUGGAGUGGUACUUCCCCAAGGUGUGAGGCCAUUUCAUGCCCAAAACCAAAUCCAGUUAUGAAUGGCUCUGUCAAAGGAAGUAACUACACAUACCUGAGUGUGUUGUACUAUCAGUGUAAUCCUGGGUAUGUGUUGAAUGGCCCUGAGAGGAGAACAUGCCAACAAGAUAAAAAAUGGGAUGAGAGUGAGCCAACUUGCAGUCCUGUGGACUGUGGUUCACCUCCAAUCUCAGCCAAUGGCCAGGUGAAAGGAAACCAAUAUACAUUCCAAAAGGAGAUUGAGUAUACUUGCAAUGUAGGGUUCUUCCUUGAGGGAGACAGGAGUCGUGUUUGUCUUGCUGAUGGACAUUGGAGUGGAACCACUCCCAUCUGUGUGCCUGUCAGAUGUGUCACCCCACCACAAGUGGCAAAUGGAGUGAUGGACGGCCUGGACUAUGGAUUUGGAAAGGAAGUGGUGUUCCACUGUCAGGAUGGCUACAUGCUGCAUGGUGCCCCAAAACUCACCUGUCAGUCAGAUGGCAACUGGGAUGCAGAGUUUCCUUCCUGUAAACCAGUCAACUGUGGCCCUCCUGAAGAUCCUCCCCAUGGCUUUCCUAAUGGCUUCUCCUUUUAUCAUGGAGGGCAUAUACAGUAUCAGUGCUUUCCUGGUUAUAAGCUCUAUGGAAGUCCUUCACGAAGGUGUCUUUCUGAUGGCUCCUGGAGUGGCAGCCCACCUUCCUGCCUGCCUUGCAGGUGUUCCACGCCAGUAAUUCAAAAUGGAGCUGUCAAUGGGACAGAUUUUGGCUGUGGAAAGGUAGCCCAGAUUCAGUGCUUCAAAGGCUUCAAGCUCCACGGAGUUUCUGAAAUCACCUGUGAAGCCAAUGAUCAGUGGAGCUCUGGCUUCCCACGCUGCGAACACACUUCUUGUGGUUCUCCCCCAGUGAUACCAAACGCAUUCAUCAGUGAGAGUGGCACUUUGGAGGAAAAUGUGAUAACCUACAACUGCAGAUCUGGGUAUGUCAUACAAGGGAGUUCAGAUCUGGUUUGUACAGAGAAGGGGACGUGGAGCCAGCCUUAUCCAGCCUGUGAGCCCUUAUCCUGUGGAUCCCCACCAUCUGUCGCCAAUGCAGUGGCAACUGGAGAGGCACACGUUUACGAAAGUAAAGUGAAACUCAGAUGUCUGGAAGGUUAUGUGAUGGAUACAGAUAUAGAUACAUUCACCUGUCAGAAAGAUGGUCAUUGGUUUCCUGAGAGGAUCUCCUGCAGCCCUAAAAAAUGUCCUCUGCCAGCAAAUAUAGCACACAUACUUGUUCAGGGGGAUGAUUUCAGUGUGAAUAAGCAAGUUUCUGUGUCGUGUGCAGAAGGGUAUAUCUAUGAGGGAGUUAACAUAUCAACGUGCCAGCUUGAUGGAACCUGGGAACCACCAUUUUCUGAUGAAUCUUGCAGUCCAGUUUCUUGUGGGAAACCUGAAAGUCCAGAACAUGGGUUUGUGUUUGGCAGUAAAUACAGUUUUGAAAGCACAGUUAUUUAUCAGUGUGAAACCGGCUAUGAAUUACAGGGGAACAAGGAACGGGUUUGUCAGAAGAACAGAAGGUGGAGUGGAGAGGUAGCAACGUGCAGAAAGACCAGGUGUGAAGCUCCGCUUGGGUUUCUGAAUGGGAAAGCCGAAGUUGAAAACACGACUGCUGGACUCAGGGUAGUGUAUUCCUGCAACAGAGGGUACAGCCUUGAAGGAGCACCUGAGAUACAUUGCACCGGACGCGGAGUUUGGAGCCACCCACAUCCUCUCUGCAAACCAAAUCCAUGCCCUGUUCCUUUUGUGAUUCCUGAGAAUGCUGUCCUUUCUGAAAAGGAGUUUUAUGUUGAUCAGAACGUGUCCAUCAAGUGUAGAGAAGGCUUCCUGCUCCAGGGUUGGGGCAUCAUUACCUGUAACCCCGAUGAGACAUGGACGGUGACAAAUGCCAAAUGUGAAAAAAUAUCCUGUGGUCCACCAACUCAUGUAGGAAAUGCGAUUGCUCGAGGCAUACAUUAUCAGUAUGGGGACAUGAUCACCUACUCAUGUUACAGUGGAUACAUGUUGGAGGGCUCCCUAAGGAGUAUUUGCCUAGAGAAUGGAACCUGGACAUCACCUCCUAUUUGCAGAGCUGUCUGUCGAUUCCCAUGUCAGAAUGGAGGUAUCUGCCAACGCCCCAAUGCUUGUUCCUGUCCAGAUGGCUGGAUGGGGCGCCUCUGUGAAGAGCCAAUAUGCAUUCUCCCCUGUUUGAAUGGUGGUCGCUGUGUAGCCCCUUACCAGUGUGACUGUCCACCUGGCUGGACGGGGUCCCGCUGUCAUACAGCUGUUUGCCAGUCUCCCUGCUUAAAUGGUGGAAAAUGUGUAAGACCAAACCGAUGUCAUUGUGUCUCAGCUUGGACAGGACAUGACUGCUCCAGGAAAAGGAGGACUGGGUUUUAACAACUGCACAGCCAACCCGCUCUCCUAAAGGCAGGAUCAUCUCUUCCUGGGAGUCCUGGGCAUCCUUGAACUUAUGCAAAGAAAUUCCAACACGGUGCUGGGUCUUGUUUUGUUUGGUAAACUUGUUAUUUGGGGUUUGCCUUUGUAUUUUGUGUUCUAUUUUGUUAUUCCUUGUGACAUACUUUCUUACAUGUUUCCAUUUUUAAAUAUGCUUGUAUUUUCUAAAUAAAAGUAUAUUAAAUCGAUGCUGCUCCACUCACAAAAUGUACAUACUCUGCUGUCUACUGGGGAGGUUCCCGCUACACAUUUUUAUUCGGUUACUUAAAAUGAUUUUUCAAUUAAAAUAUAUUUUGCUAUUAAAUCA
This is a messenger RNA of Nyctereutes procyonoides (raccoon dog), 11314 nucleotides long. RefSeq names its product sushi, von Willebrand factor type A, EGF and pentraxin domain containing 1 (gene SVEP1). Gene Ontology annotation, molecular function: calcium ion binding. NCBI's taxonomy places the organism in Eukaryota, Metazoa, Chordata, Mammalia, Carnivora, Canidae. The record is from RefSeq and is a predicted model, not a curated record. The transcript is spliced from 49 exons. Bases 28 to 10950 code for a protein of 3640 amino acids.